UUACAUCAUUCCAACGUGUCGAGGAGGUUGGAGCAGAAUUUCUUCCAUCACGUGGGUUUUUAAAACACAAGAGACGUUUUAAUUGUGGAACUUUCAUCCUAUUUAUUCUUUUAAUAUUUAAUUUGUGGUCUUUGGAGUUGCAUAAAGUGAAUAAUCAUGUCGAAGGCCCGUCUCAGUGCGAAAAUCGGUCCGUCGAUACUCAAUGCUGAUUUAUCGAGACUUUACGAUGAAUCUCAAAAAUUACUGGACAGUGGAGCUGAUUAUCUUCAUUUGGAUGUUAUGGAUGGACACUUUGUUCCCAAUUUGACGUUUGGGCAUCCCCUGGUGAAGUGUUUGAGGGGAAAAAUCAAGGACGCCUUCUUUGAGACACAUAUGAUGGUGUCCAAACCAGAUCAGUGGAUUGAACCUAUGGCUGAUGCCGGGGUAGAUCAGUACACAUUCCACGUUGAACCUGUUGAGGAUGUCCCCCUGGUCUGCAGGAAGAUCAGGGAAGCUGGUAUGAAGGUUGGUGUGGCCUUGAAACCAGGAACUCCAGUGGACGUUGUCGCGAAUUACGUCGACAAGGCUGACCUGGUUCUGGUGAUGACCGUGGAACCUGGUUUUGGGGGUCAGAAAUUCAUGCAGAACAUGAUGGAGAAGGUUUCCUGGCUUCGAAAGAAUUAUCCCAGUCUUGACAUCGAAGUCGAUGGGGGUGUAGGCCCCAGCACUAUCAAUGCCUGUGCCGAAGCUGGAGCCAACUGGAUCGUCUCAGGAACUGCAGUUAUUGGAGCUCCAGAACCCGCCAAAGUCAUAACGACCUUGAGAGAAACCGUCAAUUCUCACCUAGGAAAUAACUGAAAUUUUCCUCCAAGUGCCAAAAAACGGAGAACAAAAUAACGGGGACAGGAUCUUUCAGAAUAAAAAUAAGGUUUAUUAUUCUCGUAAUUA
This is a messenger RNA of Fopius arisanus, 927 nucleotides long. It is a transcript of the gene Rpe, whose product is annotated as Ribulose-5-phosphate-3-epimerase. Lineage: Eukaryota; Metazoa; Arthropoda; Insecta; Hymenoptera; Braconidae. The coding region runs from base 157 to 837 and encodes 226 amino acids. Gene Ontology annotation, biological process: pentose-phosphate shunt, non-oxidative branch; pentose-phosphate shunt; carbohydrate metabolic process. The record is from RefSeq and is a predicted model, not a curated record. The transcript has 4 exons. Gene Ontology annotation, molecular function: metal ion binding; D-ribulose-phosphate 3-epimerase activity. Gene Ontology annotation, cellular component: cytosol.